AACUCCCAACACAAAACAAAAAACAAAGCAAAGAAAAUAUAGCCACAAUCUCUCUAAAUUUAGGGUUUCAAUAACAAUAAUAAUAAUAAUAAUAAUUGACUCUCUCAAUAUCAUAAUAAAUCAAACACUAUUACCAGAUUUUCAUCUCCCGAAUUCCAUCACUUCCCUGGUUUAUUGCGAUGCACCGAGUGGGUAGUGCAGGGAACACGUCAAGUUCUGUUCGCCCACGCAAAGAGAAGAGGCUUACAUAUGUGCUGAAUGAUGCUGACGAUAAGAAGCAUUGUUCUGGCGUAAAUUGCCUGGCUGUAUUAAAGUCGUCUGUUUCUGAUGGGUCUGAUUACCUAUUCACUGGGAGUCGUGAUGGCACGCUGAAGAGAUGGGCACUGGCUGAAGAUUCUGCUACUUGCUCCGCAACUUUUGAGUCACAUGUAGAUUGGGUAAAUGAUGCGGUUCUUGUUGGUGAUAGUACACUUAUUUCCUGCUCUUCAGACACCACCCUUAAGACAUGGAAUUGCUUGUCUGAUGGAACUUGUACCAAGACUCUCCGUCAGCACUCUGACUAUGUUACUUGUCUUGCUGCAGCAGAAAAAAAUAGCAAUAUCGUUGCCUCUGGUGGCCUUGGUGAGGUUUUUAUAUGGGAUCUUGAAGCUGCACUUGCACCAGUCUCAAAGUCAAAUGAUCCUAUGGAAGAUGAUUGUUCAAAUGGUGUCAAUGGAUCUAGUAACUCGUUGCCCAUGACAAGUUUACGCACCAUUAGCUCAAGCAACAGCAUAUCUAUGCAUAAUUCUCAGUCCCAUGGAUUUGUCCCAAUUGCUGCCAAAGGCCAUAAGGAAUCAGUUUAUGCACUCGCAAUGAAUGAUAGUGGAUCUAUUCUUGUGUCUGGUGGAACUGAGAAGGUCGUGCGGGUUUGGGAUCCAAGGACUGGUUCGAAGGCAAUGAAGCAGGGGCACACUGAUAAUAUCAGAGCUCUGCUUCUGGACUCCACUGGCAGGUUUUGCUUAUCAGGGUCUUCUGACUCCAUGAUCAGACUAUGGGACCUUGGUCAGCAGCGUUGCAUGCAUUCAUAUGCUGUGCAUACAGAUUCUGUUUGGGCACUUGCCAGCACCCCAGCAUUUAGUCAUGUCUAUAGUGGUGGGAGGGAUAAUUCUUUAUACUUGACAGACCUGGCAACAAGAGAGAGUCUUUUGCUUUGUACGAAGGAACAUCCCAUUUUGCAACUAGCAUUGCAUGAUGAUGGCAUAUGGGUUGCAACUACAGAUUCUUCAGUUGAUAGAUGGCCCGCUGAAGGACACAAUCCUCAAAAGGUCUUUCAAAGAGGUGGUUCAUUUAGCAGGAAACCUGUCUUUUCAAGGGCUAGGGUCUCCUUAGAAGGGUCUACCCCUAUUCCUGUUUACAAAGAACCAACCUUAGGCAUUCCUGGGACUCCAGCGAUAGUGCAGCAUGAAAUUCUAAACAAUAGAAGGCAUGUCUUGACUAAGGAUACUGUUGGUUCCGUGAAGCUAUGGGAGAUCACAAGGGGUGUUGUAGUUGAAGACUAUGGAAAGGUGUCGUUUGAAGAGAAAAAGGAACAAUUAUAUGAAAUGGUAAGUAUUCCUGCAUGGUUCACCGUGGAUACAAGGCUUGGAAGCUUGUCUGUUCAUUUGGAGACACCACAAUGCUUUCAUGCUGAGAUGUAUUCUGCUGACCUUAACAUAGCUGGAAAACCUGAAGAUGACAAGGUUAAUCUAGCUCGUGAAACCCUUAAAGGUCUGUUGGCUCAUUGGUUGGCUAAAAGAAGGCAAAGACUUGGAUCCCAGGUUUCAGCUAAUGGGGAUGUCUUACCUGGGAAGGAUAUUACUCCUAGAAGUCUUGCACAUUCCAGAGUAGAGGUGGAUGGUAGUACUGAAAAUGACUCCAUGGUGUAUCCUCCAUUUGAAUUUUCAACAGUAUCGCCUCCUUCGAUUAUUACGGAAGGGUCUCAAGGAGGCCCAUGGAGAAAGAAAGUUACUGAUUUAGAUGGAACUGAAGAUGAAAAGGACUUCCCUUGGUGGUGUUUAGAUUGCGUGUUGAAUAAUCGCAUCCCUCAAAGAGAAAAUAGCAAGUGCAGCUUUUAUCUACAUCCAUGCGAAGGAUCAACUGUUCAGAUCCUCACACAAGGCAAACUAAGUGCACCCCGCAUACUGAGAAUACAUAAAGUUGUCAAUUAUGUCAUUGAAAAGCUGGUCCUUGACAAGCCGUUGGAUGGCGUUAAUCCUGAUGGGACAUUUGUUCCUGGACUUGGUGGAGGGCAGUCGCAGCAUUCAGCAGUUGGAGAUGGAUCCUAUAGACCUGGACUGAAGCCUUGGCAAAAGCUUAGGCCUUCCAUAGAGAUUUUGUGCAACAAUCAGGUGUUAUCCCCAGACAUGAGCUUAGCCACAGUCAAAGCUUACAUAUGGAAGAAACAAGAGGAUCUUGUUCUCAACUAUAGAGUGGUUCAGGGAAGGUGACUCCAUACAACUUUUGGAAGGAGGUUGGACUUGGCUUAUGAUGAUGGAAUUUUGUGCUUGUGUAAAAUAUUGGGGAAUACAUUGAUUCUUCUUGGUGCUUGGCAUGGUCAGACAUACAGUGAUCCUUGUAAAUUUGGAAAAGCAAUUCGGUGCUGGCUAGUAUAUGAAUUAGCUGAGAAGAUCCUGGUAGCAUUUUCGGCUGUUGGACAGAAGCUAUAUAACUUUGGAGUUUCAUCUAAGCCAUCAUGCAAGCUUUCUUUUUUUUUUUUUUUUUUUUUUGGAGAUGACACAGUUGUAGGUUUAGUCUGCAUGUGGCAAUGGAAAGAUAUGUUACUGGUGAAAAUUAACAUUGAAUAUCCUAGGAGCUUGCUGAGGGAGCCAAGUUAGCAUUAUGAUGUCGAAAGCUUUGUAGAUUUGUAUUGUUGGGUACAAUACAUAGCAUAGUAACUGUUGUUAAGAUGGUGGUUUUUUUCCUUUCCAACUUGUUCUUUUUUCCCCAUUUGUGGAAAUAAUACAAUUCCCAUUCAUUUUGAUCUUGUAAUGUGCCGAUAAUUUUGCCCGUGAAACUGAGGUGUCACAAAGUGAAACUCUGUAACUGCACAAGCAUUCAACGAGACCAAUUAAAGAGAUCAUAUGGCUUGGUUUACGAUUCUGGCAUAUUCCCUUUGUAUUGCAGCCAAAUGAGCAUUUCGACGCUACACACUGCUUUUCAUGGCCAUUAUAUAGUUGAAUGCUGUUUUCUCUUUUCCAAUGAAAUGAUUAUUCAAUUUUUUUUUUUU
Ricinus communis (castor bean) is the source of this 3244-nucleotide messenger RNA. Its product is annotated as WD repeat-containing protein 48-like. Gene Ontology annotation, molecular function: ubiquitin binding. The record is from RefSeq and is a predicted model, not a curated record. Lineage: Eukaryota; Viridiplantae; Streptophyta; Magnoliopsida; Malpighiales; Euphorbiaceae. Gene Ontology annotation, biological process: protein deubiquitination; double-strand break repair via homologous recombination.